Bombyx mori (domestic silkworm) is the source of this 2430-nucleotide messenger RNA. RefSeq lists its product as uncharacterized. The coding region runs from base 770 to 1813 and encodes 347 amino acids. NCBI's taxonomy places the organism in Eukaryota, Metazoa, Arthropoda, Insecta, Lepidoptera, Bombycidae. The record is from RefSeq and is a predicted model, not a curated record. The transcript has a single exon.
UUUUUUUUUUUUUAUUGCCUUUGUAGGCAGACGGGCAUACGGCCCACCUGAUGGUGAGUGGUUACCGUCGCCCAUGGACUUCAGCAAUGCCAGGGGUAGAGCCAAGCCGCUGCCUACCGCAAAACCACCUCGAUUAAGGCUGUAGUUAACAAAACUUGAUUUGUAUUUUGUUUAGAAAAAUUUACAAUAGUAUCGUCAGUGCUGUGUGGCACGGACAAGGCACUGGAAGUGAGUAUAUUGUUAGAUACAGUAUCUACUGGUUUAUGUAUGAGAGUAUUGUGUCUUCCUUUGCACUUAAGACACGGACCGAGACGACAAGUUUGUACCUUGUGACCUAGCCUCAAACAAUUAGUGCAUAGUUUUAAUUUGUAUACUUCAGCUAUACGCUCCUCUACGCUCUUACUAAUGAAGGUAGGGCAAUCGUAGAUUCGAUGACCUUGUUGACACACUACACACGAUAUAAGAUUUGCAGGAGCAGUGGUUUCAUUGCUAGUGCAAGCAAAAGAUUUUGUAUAUGGCUUAUCUUGCUUAUUAUUAAUAUUAGAAAUAGUGAAUUUAGAAUGCAUUGAUUUAUAUGAAUUACGAUUUAUAGACUCAAGGACGUCAGCACGAUUAAUUAAAAAUUUAUAACAUUGUUCCAAAUUCGGUACAUCAUCCAACGCGCCACGACACUCCUCCUAUUUCAAAAGAGUGUGGCUGUCUAGCUUUGAGCUCAUUAUGUGAAUUAUGAGGACAUCCCAUUUGUCGGUAGGUUGACCUAGGCUAGACAAUGCUAUUGUUUCACGGGGCCCGGAGAGCGCCGCCUCAGAGGGCCCACCUUGUGAUCGGAGGCGUUCGCGUCGAGAUCGAGGCGACCGGGUUACGGUACCUCGGUCUCGUACUGGACGGUCGUUGGAGCUUCCGCACUCACUUUGAGAGAUUAGGUCCCCGAUUGAUGGCGGCUGCCGGCUCGCUGAGUCGGCUGUUGCCGAACGUCGGGGGACCUGGCGUGGUGGUGCGCCGCCUCUACACGGGGGUGGUGCGGUCGAUGGCACUGUACGGGGCUCCCGUGUGGUGCCACGCCCUGACCCGCGACAACGUUGCGGCGUUGCGACGUCCGCAGCGCGCGAUUGCGGUCAGGGCGGUUCGUGGAUACCGCACCGUCUCGUUCGAGGCGGCGUGCGUGCUAGCUGGGACGCCUCUCUGGGACCUGGAAGCGGAGGCGCUCGCUGCGGAUUACGCGUGGCGAUGCGAUCUCCGCUCCAGGGGGGAGCCGCGUCCUGGCGCGGCGGAAGUUCGAGCGCGGAAACUUCAAUCUCGGCGUGCCGUGCUCGAGGCGUGGUCUCGCCGCCUGGUGGACCCCGCCUACGGGCGACGAACCGUCGAGGCGAUCCGCCCGGUCCUCUCGGACUGGGUGAAUCGCGACCGAGGACGUCUCACCUUCCGGGCGACGCAGGUGCUCACGGGACACGGCUGUUUCGGUCGCUACCUGUACCUCGUCGCCCGGAGGGAGCCGACGCCGAAGUGCCACCACUGCAGUGGCUGCAACGAGGACACGGCGGAGCACACGCUCGCGUACUGCCCCGCUUUCGCGGAGCAGCGCCGCGUCCUCGUUGCAAAAAUAGGACCGGACUUGUCGCUUCCGACCGUCGUGGCUACGAUGCUCGGCAGCGACGAGUCCUGGCAGGCGAUGCUCGACUUCUGCGAGUCCACCAUCUCGCAGAACGAGGUGGCGGAACGGGAGAGGGAGAGCUCUUCUUCCCUCUCGGCGCCGUGCCGCCGCCGUCGAGCCGGGGUUCGGAGGAGGGCGUUUGUCCAGCUCCAGCCCCUAUGAGGAGGCAGUCUCCUCCCGGUGAUGGUCACGGGGCGACCUAAGGGGGUUGAGGCUGCGCCGCACGCUACCGUCACUCUAGCGCGCUGGCACCAGGAGGACGGGACGGCGCGUCGGCGGCUGCGCACUGCGAUGCGGUCCGCAUUUUCGUCGUCGCUGUCGUCGCCGAACAUACUGUUGAAGAGCAACCCGGUCGGCGGUGUAUCGCGUUCCGACCCGGCAGGCUGGUUCUGGCCCAGCGGGGUAUCCCGGAACACCAGCGGCACCGCCCGGGCGGCCUGGUAGGGCCGCCGUACCGCGGAGACUGACGUCGUUGGUCGUCGACUAUCGCCUCGACGACCCGUCGGUCGGGCGUCCUCGGGGUGGCGCCGCGUGUCUGGUUGUAGUGUUGACCGCGGGAACCCCCCUACUCUGAACGGGUUCUGACCCCGGACGGAGAUCGGACGUCGGGUGUAAGAGUGCAGGGGAGUCGUUUAGUGGGUGGGCCCUAAAAUCCUUGGGCCCGCGAUCUGCUCUCAACACCUGCAGAUCGUUGAGUCUCACAUACCCCGCGCGCCCCCUAGGCGCGGGGACCUCGUAGGAGGUUCGGCCCCCGGCCCGAGAAAAAAAAAAAAAAAAAA